GAAACUAGUUGUGCUAUAAAUUGUUGGAUGAAAGAGACCUAGAACCAAUUUUGUGAUGAUAUUCAGCCACAAAUUUUCAAUCUAAAAUAUUACUAUUCAAGCGAAUGUAGCGCAUUUAAAUUUUCAUUUAAAAUAUUCUACACGUGAAUUAUCGUGAUAAACAUUGGUUCAAUCAAAUAGAAAAGGUUACUAUAUUACGAAAUACAUACGCAGGUGAUUCAUUUAGAGAAUGAGUAAUAACAACAAAAAGCAUGGCGCACAGGUAUCAGAGAUGAAGCGAAGAACACUUUCGGGUAGCUGCGGGAUUGGCUUGUUUAUGAUAUCGUUCAUUUGUGUGUUCAUCGCAUUUGCUACACCAAGUUGGAUAGUUAGUGAUUAUAGAAUAACAGGAGCAAAACUCGAUCGACUCGGACUAUGGACACAUUGUUUCAGAUCACUGGCUGAUCCCAAUGAUGACUACAAUAGACGCUUUUUCGUUGGAUGUCGCUGGGUAUUUGACCCAUUUACUACAGGAUAUGAUGAAAUACGUGGCUUUUUGAUUCCUCCAUUCAUGAUCGCGACACAAUUUUUCUAUACAUUGUGUUUCAUUGCUUCUCUGAUUGGUUUUGGGCUGGUGAUGUUCUUCUUUCUAUGUGCCGGGCCAGAUCAAAAGUUUUUCGUAAAACUAAUAAAAAGUACAGGUUUUUUGUUGCUAGGCGGUGGAGCAAGCGGCUGCCUGGGUGUGAUCAUUUUUGCAAUUUGGGGAAACAAAGACAAAUGGUUGCCUGAACAUGCUAACAAUUUUUUCGGAUGGUCUUUUAUCCUUGCUGUAAUUGGAGCUAUUGGAUUAGUUGCAUCAUCUGUCCUGUUUCUCACCGAAGCAAAUGUUCAGCAUAAAAAAUUAAAACAGUUGAAAGAUUCACAGGCUCGAUUUGAGCUUGAAAGAUCGUCAAAAUAAUAUUGAAAAUCUACGAAGUCAAUUUUGCCGUAACAAAAAAUGUUAUUUAGACCGUGAUUUAAGGUAAAUCUCGACGAUGACAUAGCUAUAAAAUUUGUUAUCUUUUACACGAAAACUAUCGAAAUCUCGUAAAUCCGUCCAUUUUAAAUUCUAUUGUUUGAACGUUUUAAAUUAAGUCAGUCUUCUAGAAUUAAUGUUACAUGCAUAAUAUUUCACAUUUAACCAUAUAAUUUUAUACAUUUUAAAUGAUAUGUACAGCUAGGGUGUUCAGGUUUGGGGAGUCAAAUAAGAAUAUAUGAUUUCUACGUAGAUUUCGGCCCAAAAAAUCGGAAUCAAACAAUAAAUCGUCCUUCAUUGCUAAUAAAUUUGGAAUUUCACCGAAA
Messenger RNA from Sitodiplosis mosellana (orange wheat blossom midge), 1320 nucleotides. RefSeq lists its product as uncharacterized. The record is from RefSeq and is a predicted model, not a curated record. Lineage: Eukaryota; Metazoa; Arthropoda; Insecta; Diptera; Cecidomyiidae. Gene Ontology annotation, biological process: septate junction assembly; regulation of tube size, open tracheal system. Bases 230 to 937 code for a protein of 235 amino acids. The transcript has 5 exons. Gene Ontology annotation, cellular component: septate junction; membrane.